CUCGGCCACUGGGCAAGUCGUGUUGAGCAGCGGUUUUCUAGGUCGGGAACGCCUUUACUGAUCUUGCUCUGUACCCCACCGGUGCCUGGCAGCCAAGACCCUGUGCUUGGUGUUUCGCUGGAUCUGAGCUUUUAGUGCACGUUAAGUCCCUCGGGUCUCACAGACCCCUACCACUAUGCCCCAGGAAGCUGCACUUGGCACCCUGGUGCUAUUGCUGCUGCUCCCCUGCGGUACUGGGGCGCUUGGGGUCAACUCGGAUGUUGCCUUGGACUCCUGGGCUUUGGAAGGCGAGGAGGGCACGGAGCAACAGCUGCAUUACCACGACCCCUGCAAAGCCGCUGUCUUCUGGGGAGACAUCGCCCUGGAAGAGGAGGAUCUGAAGUUAUUUCACAUCAACAAGGCUGAAGACUGGACCAAGCCGUCCACAGAGGAAAUGGCACACAAUACUGGUGGGCUCGAGGAACCAUCUGCAAGGUGGCCAAACGUUACAGCCUCCAACACCAGCGUCCAGGCGACAGGAAAGGAUGGCAAGGAUAACGCCACGUUUCUGCCUGGCCUUGGGACCUCAGACACCACAGCUAAGACCUUCUCUGCCAGGGUCCGGAGAGCCACAACCUCAAGGACAGAGCGGAUAUGGCCUGGAGGGGUCAUUCCUUAUGUUAUCGGAGGGAAUUUUACUGGCAGCCAGAGGGCCAUUUUUAAACAGGCCAUGAGACACUGGGAGAAGCACACUUGUGUGACCUUCGUCGAGAGGACAGACGAGGAGAGUUUCAUUGUGUUCAGCUACCGGACCUGUGGCUGUUGCUCCUAUGUGGGACGCCGAGGAGGAGGCCCCCAGGCCAUAUCCAUUGGGAAAAACUGUGACAAGUUUGGAAUUGUGGCUCAUGAGCUGGGCCACGUGGUUGGUUUCUGGCAUGAACACACUCGGCCAGACCGAGACCAGCAUGUCACCAUCAUCAGAGAAAACAUCCAGCCAGGUCAGGAGUAUAAUUUCCUGAAGAUGGAAGCCGGCGAGGUGAGCUCCUUGGGAGAGACCUACGACUUCGACAGCAUCAUGCACUAUGCCCGGAACACCUUCUCAAGAGGAGUUUUCUUAGACACCAUCCUACCCCGUCGAGACGACAAUGGCGUCAGGCCAACCAUUGGCCAACGCGUGCGGCUCAGUCAGGGAGAUAUAGCUCAAGCCAGGAAGCUGUACAAGUGCCCAGCAUGUGGGGAGACACUACAGGACACAACAGGAAACUUUUCGGCGCCUGGUUUUCCAAACGGCUACCCCUCUUAUUCCCACUGUGUCUGGAGGAUCUCUGUUACCCCAGGGGAAAAGAUCAUCCUAAAUUUCACAUCCAUGGAUCUGUUUAAGAGCCGUCUGUGCUGGUACGAUUACGUGGAGGUCCGGGAUGGUUACUGGAGAAAGGCCCCCCUGUUGGGGAGGUUUUGCGGCGAUAAGGUACCCGAGCCCCUUGUCUCCUCCGACAGCCGGCUGUGGGUGGAAUUCCGUAGCAGCAGCAGCAUCCUGGGCAAGGGCUUCUUCGCGGUAUAUGAAGCCAUGUGUGGGGGAGAAAUUACCAAAGAUGCCGGCCAAAUCCAGUCUCCCAACUACCCCGACGACUACAGACCUUCCAAGGAAUGUGUGUGGAGGAUCACAGUGGCGGACGGCUUCCAUGUGGGGCUUACCUUCCAGUCCUUUGAGAUCGAAAGGCACGACAGCUGUGCGUAUGACUAUCUGGAAAUCCGCGACGGUCCCACAGAGGAGAGCGCCCUGAUUGGCCACUUCUGUGGCUAUGAGAAGCCAGAGGCUGUCAAAUCCAGUGCCAACCGACUGUGGGUGAAGUUUGUGUCCGACGGCUCCAUCAAUAAAGCAGGCUUUGCAGCCAAUUUCUUCAAGGAGGUGGAUGAGUGUUCCUGGCCAGACCAUGGUGGGUGUGAGCAACGCUGUGUGAACACGCUCGGCAGUUACACAUGUGCCUGUGACCCUGGCUACGAACUGGCUGCUGACAAGAAGGCAUGUGAAGUGGCCUGUGGUGGAUUCAUCACCAAGCUGAACGGCACCAUCACCAGCCCCGGGUGGCCGAAGGAGUACCCCACAAACAAGAACUGUGUCUGGCAGGUGGUGGCUCCCACGCAGUACCGCAUCUCCCUGCAGUUUGAAGCCUUUGAGCUGGAAGGCAAUGACAUCUGUAAGUAUGACUUCGUAGAGGUGCGCAGUGGCCUGUCCUCCGACGCCAAGCUUCACGGCAAGUUCUGUGGCUCCGAGACUCCUGAGGUCAUCACCUCACAGAGCAACAACAUGCGUGUGGAGUUCAAGUCCGACAACACAGUCUCCAAGCGAGGCUUCAGGGCCCACUUCUUCUCAGACAAGGACGAGUGUGCCAAGGACAAUGGCGGCUGCCAGCAGGAGUGUGUCAACACAUUCGGGAGCUACCUGUGCAGGUGCGGGAACGGGUACCAGCUACAUGAGAACGGGCAUGACUGCAAAGAGGCUGGCUGUGCAUACAAGAUCAGCAGUACAGAGGGGACCCUGAUGAGCCCCAACUGGCCCGACAAGUACCCCAGCCGGAAAGAAUGCACCUGGAACAUUUCGUCAACCGCAGGCCACAGGGUGAAAAUUACAUUCAAUGAGUUUGAGAUUGAGCAGCACCAGGAAUGUGCCUAUGACCACCUGGAACUGUACGAUGGGACGGACAGCCUGGCCCCCAUCCUCGGCCGCUUCUGUGGCAGCAAGAAGCCAGAUCCCGUGGUGGCAACGGGCAGCAGUUUGUUUCUCAGGUUUUACUCAGACGCCUCGGUGCAGAGAAAAGGCUUCCAGGCUGUGCACAGCACAGAGUGCGGGGGCAGGCUGAAGGCUGAGGUGCAGACCAAAGAGCUCUAUUCCCAUGCCCAGUUUGGGGACAACAACUACCAGAGCCAGGCCCGCUGUGACUGGGUAAUAGUGGCCGAGGACGGCUAUGGAGUGGAGCUGGUUUUCCGGACCUUUGAAGUGGAGGAGGAGGCAGACUGUGGUUAUGACUACAUGGAGGCCUAUGAUGGUUACGACAGCUCGGCGCCCAGGCUUGGCCGCUUCUGCGGCUCAGGGCCAUUAGAGGAAAUCUACUCUGCAGGGGAUUCUCUGAUGAUCCGGUUCCACACGGACGACACCAUCAACAAGAAAGGCUUUCAUGCCCAAUACACCAGCACCAAGUUCCAGGAUGCCCUGCACAUGAGGAAAUAGCGUCAGGGUCCUGGGAAGACAGAGCCUAAGGCUGCUUUAAAUAUCUGUGAAUGAGUAUCCCCCAGUGUACAGUAUUUUUCUCAACAACAAAAACUCAAACUACAUCCUUGAAACUAGAUAUCUGGGUGAAAGUACCUGCCUUUGGCCUCUAGGAAGAGAACCAGUGUCCUGUUGGUUCCGGCUGCAGUGUUAGGGACUGCAGCUUCUAAGGAGGCUAAAAUUUGAAGUUAGCGACCAAGCCAGCCGUGCUUCUUCAUACUCGUUCUCCAACCCUUGCUCCCAUGGGGCAAAAGGCCAGCCUGGGCUACCCCUUCCUCAACUCUGGACUGGCUUCCCUAGGUGACAGGCAACAUGAGCCUAUUCUGCUGAUGUGGCUGCCUCCUGUCUGCACUGGGCAUCGAGGAUAAAAACGUGGCAGUGGCUAAAUUGUUCCAGGAGUGGCUGAAAGAUUUUACUUAGCCCUUCCAGAGUCAAGCCAAUCAGGAAACAUGAGACUACGGACACAAAUUUAAAGAGGCAUCCCAGUGCACAGAGAGAGAGAGAGGAGGCUUAGCCUGGGAACCAGCAUCAUGGAGUUGGAAGACCUCAAGUCCUUUCCUGCCACUGGCCGUACUUGCCUCCUCUAGGGUGCUCCUAUCAUUAAUCUCCAUUCACGAGAGAGAAUCCGUGGCCACUCCCAGGAGAACGCUCGCUGGUGAGCACCCCAGGUUGCUGAGAUGUCGCUCAGAGGCUGAGAGGAUGCCACCUGUGCUGGGGUUCCCACUGGCUCCCAAGCACCCCCCAACUGUGGAGGUACUUGCUCUAGUGAGCCUCGACCCUUGGACAGCCAACUCAAACAACAUCCGCAAGACUUGCCAAGUCAUCUCAGGAACAAUCUAGGUCUCGUUAGGUGAAAACUAGUAAUUCCAAGUUAUGUAAGUGUCACCAUCUUCUGGAACAAGUCAGCCUGUGGAGUGCUUCAUGUCACCAGGUUAAAGAGUGCACUGGCAACUUUGCUGCAAUUAAGCAGGACGCGGCCAUCAACCUGCGGGCGGGAUUCUCAACACUCCAGCACUUAUUCUAGAGAAGUGUAGAGGGUGAUGUUUACAUAAUUUUAGCACCUCAAGGUAUAGUUGAAAUAGUGAGGUAAUUUUGAAUGGCAUUUCAUUAAGGCAUCUCUGGGCAUUAUGAGCUAAGAGCUGUGGUAUGUUAGCUUUAUGAGAGCAUUUAUGUUGGAAUACUUUUAAACUAUUGUUUACACAACCGCAAGUCCUGUUGGGUUGGCACAGGAGAGUGAUUCCGUUAGAGGCGGCGUAGCUCCCGAGCACACGAAUCCCUUUAUGAUGGGCCAGCAUCUUAAACGAAGUGUUUGUGAAAGCUGAAGGUUUCUCUUUCUUAAAGAGGUCGCAGUAUUACAAUCUGAUACCCGAUUGAAAGAUUGCUGGGAGCAAAAACUAGAAUGAAACAAAGACAGGGGAAAGAAACGCUUGGGAGUAUUUUGUUCUUAAACCAGAAAAAAGUAUUAUUAUUAUUAUUAAUAAUAUAUGUCUGUAUAUAUGUAUCUAUGUAUGUAAGGAUCAGCUAUCCAAGCCUUAAUCAGGGCAGCAUGACAGUGCCAAGGCACUGGCUGUGGCUUGUCAUCAAAUCCGGUGCUGGCCCCACACGUUACCCUCUCCCUUCGAAACCGAGAGCUCUUCCAGCUCCUCUUGACCCCGGACUGAGGCUCGGCCUCCUUUAUAGGACCUGAUUGCUGGCACACCCACCCAGGGAGAGUUUUAUUCCAUUGCAAAAGAGACAGCUUAUCCCAUUGUUCCAGACCGAUCAGCCCACUGUGGUAGAUUCCACUUCUCUGGUGUGUGUGUGUUUAGGUUUUAUUUUUGUCUCGUUUUGUCUCUCAAGGGUGGAACAGAAAUCAGGAGGCAUAAGGUAUCUGUCACCAACCUCAUUCCACAGAGAUAAAAAUUUUGUAUUUUUAACCUUUAGAAGUCUAAAUGAGAUUGACAAACUCCAUGGAAAAUGGGAGUUGGGGAGAGCUGGGGUUUGUCGCCUUGGAGACACACGAAUAAUGCUUUUAGUGUGUGUGAUUUCACGAGCACGCAGCUCCAGCAGAGGCCAACCUGGAGCAAUGCGGCUCUCAUGGAAGCCCUGAUGUAGGCCUGUGAGUGACAGAUUCCCAGAAGACAGUCUCUGGUUCAACAAGGGCUGUUGGGGGCCCCUUCUCUGGAAUCCACACAUGACACAGGUCCUGCAAAGAACCAUAGGCUGGCUUCCAAGAAUGGUUCACUCUGCAGAAGGACCCAGGUACCCCCACUUUGGCCCUUCCGAUUGCUCAGUGGCCUUGCUGAAAAUGUCCCUGGGUAUGCAUGGAUAAAGGGGCUCAAGGAUAACCCUUUAUUUUGCCCUCCCUUUUGUCUGGGACCAAGCCUGUGGGUGUCCUGGAGCUCUAAGACCCAAGAACUGCCUCUGCAAUGAACGACUUAAGGAAGUAUUUGGAACUUGGGUCUCUGGCACUAAUUCCAGUGUACUCUGAAUUAGCAGAAGCUAGAACCUGUACCUCAGGGUGGAAGACUCCAAACAGCUGAGAUGAGGCUAUGCAUUGAGUCACUAUUUUCUCUAAAGUUUCUCUCUCAGAGGUCCCCGCUACACAGUCAUAAGUUACUCAGCCUGUUUAGAUAAUUCUCUAAACACAGUUAACCCGCAAAUUCAUGUAAGAGCAAGCCGUCAGUUUGGCCCCUUUGCAGCUCUUUGGAGUUCUUGAAGUUUUUUGUUCAUGGAGUUUGGGAAGAGAGGGUCCUUUAGCAUCCAUGGAUGUUUUUGAAGUUUGCUUUGAGGAUUGUGAUCAAACUUCUGAUCAGUAACCCCGAAAAUCUAAAAAGGUUUUUAAAAAGUGUUAUCCAUACAUAUAAGUGUAUUUUUUUUAUUUUGAGUAACUUUACAUUUCAUGUAAAAUGUCAGUUGGUAAGAACAU
This is a messenger RNA of Alexandromys fortis (reed vole), 6155 nucleotides long. RefSeq names its product tolloid like 2 (gene Tll2). NCBI's taxonomy places the organism in Eukaryota, Metazoa, Chordata, Mammalia, Rodentia, Cricetidae. Gene Ontology annotation, molecular function: calcium ion binding; zinc ion binding; metalloendopeptidase activity. Gene Ontology annotation, biological process: proteolysis. The transcript is spliced from 21 exons. The coding region runs from base 176 to 3208 and encodes 1010 amino acids. The record is from RefSeq and is a predicted model, not a curated record.